This is a messenger RNA of Symbiodinium necroappetens, 2685 nucleotides long. The record is from the annotation of a GenBank genome assembly. NCBI's taxonomy places the organism in Eukaryota, Dinophyceae, Suessiales, Symbiodiniaceae.
AUGGAGCUGAGUACCCCGUCGCGCCUGUUUGCUGGAUGGGGCAGUGCGUCUCUGCAUCUCCAACAAGGGCCAGGGGCCCGAAGACAUGCAGACAGGCGAGAGGCCUGGACGCCUUGGAAGCCUGGCAUCCAAAGCGCGUUCGCUGCCGCGUGCCUUGGCCUUCCGCUUCGGCGCUCGGGAUGUGCCUUGGCCCUUCGGCGUCGGACUGCUGCGAGGGCGGCGCCUCUGCUGGUGCUCGAUGAUGCUUCUCUCAAGUUAAAAGUGAUCCUGCUGGAGCGUGGAGCUUCUGGACGGGACUCCGAUGUGCUCGUGGGUGAGGUGGGCGACGACAAUACGGACGACUGGAAGCCGGUGCGGCUUCAGGCUACGGAUGAAGGCAAGUGGGAGGACGCUGAAGCCGAGGUGUCCUUGACCAUGUCAGACUCAGAGCUCUUCGCGUCUCUGUGUCCAGCACGGGAGCCUGCGACAGACUUUGGCAUGAUGGCACCGAGCUGGCCCCGAGUCAUCAGCAGCAGCCUCGGGCCCUGGCCUCUGAAAGGCCCCGGCUACGUCCUCUUCGAUGCCCAGCGCCUGGGCGAGGUGGCGGAGCGGCUCAGCGAAGGCCGGGGCCCGGUCGUUCUUCCAGGAGGAGCCGAACUCCUGGACUUGCCAAGCACUGUGAUGGUACAGGACUUGUUCCCCUGCCUGAUGGGAUCUUCCCUGUCGGACGUUUUCGGCGCAGAGUUAGACUCCCCGCAGUUGACGUACGAGGACCUGCUGCAGGUAUGUCCUUUGGGAGGAACUGGUGCCGUUGACCUGACUCGAGUAACGCGAGUGGCUGAUGGUCGAGUGGUUGACCUGGGCGAGCAGCCCUUCAACAUGCAGUAUAUGUCGCGGCGUUGGUCAAGGGGAGCUGUCAUCAAGGCCGUGGGGAAAAAUGGCGUGGCCGAGAGGGCAGGUAUCAAGGUUGGCGACAUCAUCGUCACCAUCAAUGGCGAGGCCGUGCUGAACGCCACACUGGAAAGGGUCGAGGAGCUGCUUGCGGCCGACCUCCCGGUCCGUUUGGAGGUCGCGCAGCCCGUGCUGGAGGAACCGCUCUACAUCCGAGAGGCCUCCACCGAGCUGCUCACCCGACUCGCCGAUGACGCCUCCGAGAAAGCGGCGGCAGAGUUGCUGCCCAAGGUGUCAGAGCUGAUGGAUGGCUUCCGCAUGAACGAUGCUCUGCCGCAGGUCUUUGCUGGAGACGGAGGUUCUGCCUCGCACGUCCACAUGGACCUGGUUCCCAUGGUCCAAAUGUGCCAUGUCGUGCAUGGCAUCAAGAUCUUCGGCGUUGAUGCCACGUGCGGCGACGAGGUGAAACCGUGGGUCACGAGAUUUCGUGGGCCAUCGGCCGACGCCGAGGUUGCCUUGCACGUGGAUCAGCCCAUAGAGCAGGAGCAUGCCGAGUGGCUGGCCAGUCGCGGGGUCAGCAUCGCCGUCUGCGGCCCCGGAGAUGUCAUGCUCUUCUGGGGAGGCAACCCGCACUUUGGAGCCAACGGCCUGGGUGCCGGGCCAUGCGUGAAGAAGGACUAUGUCGCUGGCUUCAAGCGUUCCAGCCUCUAUGCCAUGGACUGGGCAGGUGACAAGCUCCUAGUCGCCGCAAAGGACGGCCCGGGCAUCCGGCUGCAGGACGUCGAGAGAGGCGAGGAGGAGAGGAGCUGGCCGGGAGAGCUCGGGUGGAUGAGCAUCCGCACGGAUCCCAACGACCCCCGCAUAGCUGCCGCCGUUGCCUGGAAUGGCAAGUUCAAGAUCUUCGACACCAGAUCUUCAAGUAGCUCCGUGUUCGACGUGGACCUGAAAAAGACGGCCCCAAAUAUGCGGGACUUUCUGCAUCUCUGCUGGUCGCCUGACUCCAAGAACAUAGCUCUGAGCAAUCGCAAUGACCAGAUUUACCUUCUGAACCUGAAGACUCCGAAGGGUGACAACUGCCUGAAGCUAGGCUCGUCGAAGAGUCUUAACGUGGAGGUGAACCAGAUGGCAUAUACGCCGAGCGGAGAUAGUUUGUGGGUGGCAGCUGGCGGAACACCAGGCAAAAUCCACAUCUUUCCCUCGCACACGCUCCAAAGCUGCGAGGAUCAGGUCAUUGCGCACAACUGGACUGCCAUCUCAAUGGCCUGCGAUCCCACAGGCCACUACAUGUGCACAGGUGGAGCAGAUGGUCUCAUCUGCGUUUGGGAACACAGGCAGCCGCUGUGCCUCAGGUGCUUCCUUCAUCCGGGGCAGGUCAUUACGAAUGUGGACUUCAACUACAAUGGCUCGCUGAUUGCAUGGGGUACUGGGGCAGGUGAGAGGAGUCUCACCUUGAUGGGUUCCAACACGGCCAUUCCGUACUACCAGGACCUCACCCCUGCGACAGUGACCUUUUUGAGGUGGCAUUCGUCGAAGAAUGUCCUUGCCUACAGCCUGAACGCGAGUCAGAUGCCCGAAGAUCGACCACACAGAGAUCGCCGUGGCUACAACAAAGAUACUCCCAUUAUCCAGCUUCUGAAGGAAUUCAGCAACGUUGAGUUCGUGGUUGUCGAUGUUGACAAAUCCGAGGAGAUCGCUGAUUCUGCCAGUAUCGAUGCAGUUCCAACAUUCUUGGUUUUCAAAGGGGAUGCGCAGGUGGGCGAGCUUGUAGGUGCAGAUGAAGUCAAGCUGAAGGAGUUGAUUCAACAGCAAAAGUGA